UUAUUGAAACAUUCAAAUUAUUGUUAUGAUAAUUUUCGUAAAAAAAUUGGUAUUUUUUAGAAAUAUAAAAUCACGUAUGGAAUGGAAAGAUUUAAUAUGAUAUUUUGCCCUGACUUGAGACCUUUAGAUCAAGAUGAAUUGGCGUUCAGAAGGAGGGCUCUAAAACAGGCUGUAAUAUGUAUAGGAUGGCUAAAAUUAAUAUCAGUUAUAUGCUACAUGGUAUUGUGGUACAUGGUACUCUGCAACAGCAAAGGGACACACAUGUCCAAAGUUAUACAGUACAUGAUUGUGGCGGUCGUACCUUUCAUCAUUCUCAACGGAUUGUUCCUAUUCUUGGGGGCGUUGGAAGAGAAGAUUUGGGCACUGCAGGUCGGUAUAUGGCUCUGCCUCACAAUAGCAGCUUACGAAACGGCACUGGGAGUUAUGGGCGGACUGUACUUCAGUCGGACCGGAUAUUUGACAGUGCACUUUUUGCUCGCCAUUUUAUUCGCCAUUCUGGCCAUAUCAGUUUUCACUGUAGUAUGCCAUGAUGUACUAUUAAUACACGCGUAUAUAAGGCUGCUCAGAUCCCUGUAAAGUAAGAAUGAUAAAACAAUUAUUAUGACUA
Molecule: messenger RNA, 607 nt
Organism: Maniola jurtina (meadow brown)
Lineage: Eukaryota; Metazoa; Arthropoda; Insecta; Lepidoptera; Nymphalidae
Exons: 4
Coding region: 82-576 (164 amino acids)
Source: RefSeq, a predicted model, not a curated record